AACUUGCCUUGUUGUCUAUCAGGUCUUCUGAUCUGGGGGAUGUUCCAGAAAAUGACUUGGAGGAUGCAGAUGAACCUUUGUUGGCUGAUUCCCCAGAACCACCUAUGCCGGUUGAACCAGAAGAAACAACUAGUGAGGAUAGCCAGCCAGGCACACUACACCCAGAGCAGGCCCUGCCCCAUAUCUUCAAGAGUAUCCAGAAUGUUUUGACAUUGCUCCCUUUUAAAGACCUCUUAACAUUUAAGACGUGGUUUUACCAGUGGGAACGAGACCUUACCCAGAAACAAGCGAUGGAGGGGGACCUUCUUGAUUUUGUGGACAUGAUCCUGGAGAAACUCGGACAGGAUCGUUCCCUGUCGCAUACAAUACAAACCCUGAAAAGCAUCGGCAAGACAGAAGAGGCAGACACACUACGUGUUACGUGUAAAAGAGCGCUGGUCCGUUUUCAACUGCAGCAGGAAUUGUCCAGAAAACACAAAUAUAUCCACGAGGGGGUUGUUCAAGCUGGAAAGCAGAAUUUAUUCGAAUCCAUCUACGUAGAGCCCCAGAUUUCCACCUGUGGUUAUGGAGGAGUUGACCCCUCCCAUGAAUUCCGACCCCAUCCACCAACCCACCUCAGGGUCCCCAGUCCCCACACCUUCGUCGGGCUGAACGAUCUGUUGCGACUACAAAAGGAAGAUGGUCAACCAGCGAGGACCGUGGUCACCACUGGCUUUGCAGGCAUGGGCAUGUCUGUGUCUAAGGCGAAAUUCUGCCUGAAUUGGGCAGAAAUGCGUGCAAAUAAGGAUCUGCAGUUCGUUUUCAAGCUUUCUUUCCGGAAUUUCUGGACCCUGCGACAAAAUGAAAAUCAUAUCGCAAAGACGAUGUCCAUCAUGGAUGUGUUGGAAUAUUAUUAUCCUGAGUGCAAAGACAUGAAAUACCUGGAGGACGAGGACUGUAAAUUUGUCGUCGUAAUGGACUCACUUGAUUGUUACCGAGAACCUCUGGACUGGCUGAAUGCUCCAGUAAUAAAUGACAAUGUCACCAAAGCAACUCCCGGCGUCCUGGUUGUGAAUAUCGUCCGAGGCACUGUGCUCCGUGGGGCUUGCGUUUGGAUCCUGGGGAGACGGACUGCUAUCUCCCAAAUACCACCUCAGUUCAUUGAUGUCUUCACAGAGAUACAGGGCUUCAGUGAUACGAUGAAGGAUGAAUACCUGAGCAAGCGUUAUGAAGACGCAGCGCUAGCAGCAAAGAUCGUGGCGCAUUAUAAGCUCCUCCCGUCCCUCGUUAUUCUCACCCGACAACCCUUCGUGUGCUGGAUGGUGGCCACAAUGUUCAAGCGCAGCUUCAAACGUCGGGGCUAUGGGGAGAACCCCCCCAGGCUGACGCCGUUCUACAUCAAUGUUUUGGUCGUCCAGAUGAAUCGCAGGCUGGAGUUCUACUACGGAAAGGCGGAAAAUGAACUGAAAUGGUCCCCUGAAGAUAAACACGUGGCGACUAAGAUCGGGAAGAUGGCCUUCAAGAUGCUGGAGAAGGACAUCAGUGUGUUCUGUGAAGAGGACGUGAAGGAGUACGGUGUGAGCUUCACGGAGGUGACGUUGUUGUCCGGUCUGUGCACCGAGCUCCCUUCCUCAGAUGGGAAGAAGUUCUGCUUCGUACACUUCAGCGUGCAGGAGUUCAUGGCCGCUGUGUACGUCUUCACAAUGUUUCGCGAAGAGUCCAAAAAUGUUCUGGAGAGCAUGUUGUUGCCGAGAGCCAAGUUCUUCGCAUCCAAGGAUCAUACCAGAUCAGUGGCCGGCGUCGUCCAGAGCGCCUUAACGCGGACCCUCAGCUCCCCGCUGGGCCACUACGACAUGUUCCUGCGCUUUCUGUGCGGCUUGCUCGCCCCGGACUGCCACGACAAUCAGCUGGCCGGUUUCCUGUUCCGCUACCACAUGCCGAAGGUGGGGGGGCUGGACGAGACGCAGCGGCUGCUGCAGCAGGCAAUAAAGACCGCUGAAGUUAAGAAUCGAGACCGGGUGGGGAACUUAAAGGAGUGCCUUAGAGAAAUGAGCCAGACAGAUGAUUGAGUCAGGGUUAAACUGCAUCAUGGAAAUCAGUGUCACUUGGAAUGGAAAUGUGCUAUAUGGAAAAGAUAGAUACAAAUACAGCCUGCACUGUUAUAUUCCAUCAUAGAAUUCAUGAGUGAUCAAAGUGUGAUGCUCAAAACAGUGAAAACAUAAGUGAUAAAGUGACUUGUUCAAGUUGGUGUAAUUUUAGCUUUGAUAAUGUCAUACAAUGGACGUUGAUGAGGAUAUCAAACAGUCUGAAUCAACAGUGCAAUGAACAUGUUGUCCUAUGCUUUCCGUUACAUUGGAGUUGCGGCAAAACUACAUUACGUUUGUCAUGUCUUACAAUCAGCACUAAGAGACUUCAAAUCAGUCAUUUUUAAUUUAGUGUGCUUUUCUUUGAAACCAUACGCAUUGGAGGGAACAAGCAAGUAACUUUUGAAACAGGAGAAUGUCAUGAGAUUUGAAACAGAUGGGAGUUGUAGGUUAUGGAUGAAAGGUAAUGGUAUGGGUGAAUAAUUUAUUCCUAAAUUAGUCUGGAUUGAUAUCAUAGUAUGUAUGCAUGUUUGUCUCGGGUGAUUCUUGGUGCUUUUGUAUUUGCUGAAUUAUAGAUUCAUUCUUCUGUUUACCUUUUCUACCAUUAAUCAACACAAAAUCGAAUAUUAUGGAAUAUCAGCUUUUAUGUGCAUUUGUUUAUUGUUUUUAUAUUUAUUGUUUUUAUAUGUUACCUGCUGACAAACAUUUAAAGACCCACUAAAUGCAAUGAACUUUUGUCAGUGUAUAAGAUGUGUGUGUGUGUGUGUGGCUGUCUUCCCUCAAUAAAUAUGAUACAAUAAGGUAAAUG
Messenger RNA from Notothenia coriiceps (black rockcod), 2871 nucleotides. RefSeq names its product protein NLRC3-like. Bases 105 to 2048 code for a protein of 647 amino acids. Lineage: Eukaryota; Metazoa; Chordata; Actinopteri; Perciformes; Nototheniidae. The record is from RefSeq and is a predicted model, not a curated record. The transcript is spliced from 9 exons.